This is a messenger RNA of Pneumocystis jirovecii RU7, 1554 nucleotides long. RefSeq lists its product as uncharacterized. Gene Ontology annotation, biological process: positive regulation of anaphase-promoting complex-dependent catabolic process; anaphase-promoting complex-dependent catabolic process; positive regulation of ubiquitin protein ligase activity. Gene Ontology annotation, cellular component: anaphase-promoting complex. The transcript has 2 exons. Gene Ontology annotation, molecular function: protein binding; ubiquitin ligase activator activity; anaphase-promoting complex binding. Bases 1 to 1554 code for a protein of 517 amino acids. NCBI's taxonomy places the organism in Eukaryota, Fungi, Ascomycota, Pneumocystomycetes, Pneumocystales, Pneumocystaceae. The record is from RefSeq and is a predicted model, not a curated record.
AUGCUUUCAACACCUAUGAAACAUCUUGACAAAUAUCCGGUUUCUUGCACACCAACAUCGAGUAUAAAGGGGCAGAAAUCACCACUUACUCCACGCCAAACAGCAGCAGUUCUUUCUCAUUUGCACUCAGCAAAACGUGUUUAUUCGCCCAAGUCGUCAAUAUACCGCCAGACACCGCUUCGGCUUGAUAUUGUUGCUUCUGACUGGACACUAGUUGGCACUGGGCCUCUACAGAGCCCUCAGAAAAAUCCUAAGAGGCCAGCAUCUCGUGCACAGUGUGAUCGGUUCAUCCCACAACGUACUCAUCCAGCAUCCACAGCUACAUCUAAAAUAGCUUAUCCAGCCGUUGAUCAGGCUGCAACACAUGAUACAACAACAAAUCCUUCAGAGACAAUGGCGUAUACAGCAUCUGUUGCUGAAGCAUGUGGUCUUGCUCUCAAUACACGUAUUCUUGCCUUUAAACCAACAGCACCUGAGUCCAGUCGACCAGUUGAUCUCCGGUCUCAGUAUAAUCGGCCACUGAAGCCAGCAGCGUUAAAUUCACAGUGCCGCCGACGUAUUGCUACUGCACCUGAACGUGUACUUGAUGCACCCGGUUUAAUUGAUGAUUAUUAUCUUAAUUUGCUUGAUUGGAGCCAUCUUAAUAAGGUUGCUAUUGGUCUUGAGCGCAAUGUCUAUAUCUGGGAUGCUGAUAAUGGUGAUGUUUCCUGUAUGAUGGAAGCUAAACAGAAUACGUAUAUCUCUGGAAUUAAAUGGUCAGUAGAUGGUUGUUAUCUAUCGGUUGGCCUAGGUAACGGUGAUGUGCAAAUUUGGGACGUUGAAACAGGAGCCAAGUUAAGGACUAUGUCUGGGCAUGAAGCACGAGUAGGUGUUCUUGCUUGGGAUAAACAUCUCCUUAGCAGUGGUUGUCGAGAUGGUAGUAUCUGGAACCAUGAUGUACGAGUUGCACAACAUAAAAUUAGUGAAUGGCAUGGCCAUGGAUCUGAAGUAUGCGGUUUAGAGUGGAGAGCCGAUGGAUCGCAGUUAGCAAGUGGGGGCAAUGAUAAUCUUGUAAAUAUAUGGGAUGCAAGAUCAUCUGUCCCAAAAUUUACUAAAACAAAUCAUUUAGCAGCUGUAAAAGCUCUCUCAUGGUGUCCAUGGCAGCUUAAUCUUUUAUGCACUGGAGGAGGAUCACAAGAUCGAGCUCUUCAUUUUUGGAAUGCAACAACAGGCGCUCGAACGCACUCAGUUGAUACAGGAUCACAAGUUACGUCUGUUCGGUGGUCACAAGUAUACCGUGAACUUAUUUCGUCACAUGGGUUUCCCAAUAAUCAUUUGUCUAUAUGGCAAUAUCCAUCGCUUGUCAAAUCAAUUGACAUCCCAGCACACGAAAGCCGUGUGUUGCAUAGUUGCCUUAGCCCAGAUGGACAAGUUCUUGCAACAGCAGCAAGUGACGAGAAUCUCAAAUUCUGGCGUGUAUUCGAAAGUACUAAGAAGGCGUCAUGUUAUGUAGCUAGCAUUUCCGGAAGUAAGAAUGGCUUGCAAGAAAUGACAAAAACAAUGACAAUAAGAUGA